Lagopus leucura (white-tailed ptarmigan) is the source of this 390-nucleotide messenger RNA. It is a transcript of the gene STRIT1, whose product is annotated as small transmembrane regulator of ion transport 1. The coding region runs from base 96 to 254 and encodes 52 amino acids. Gene Ontology annotation, biological process: regulation of ATPase-coupled calcium transmembrane transporter activity; regulation of slow-twitch skeletal muscle fiber contraction. The record is from RefSeq and is a predicted model, not a curated record. Lineage: Eukaryota; Metazoa; Chordata; Aves; Galliformes; Phasianidae. The transcript has 4 exons.
UCCAAAUAUUGCUCUAUUUAAAGCAUCCCGGCGCUCACGGGAAUAACUGCAGAGGCAAACCUUAAACCUUGUCAAUAAAGCCGGCAGAGGGAGGAAUGGCAGAGCCAGGAAACAAGCAAGGACUCCCCUAUGGCAAAAGGACACUCUAUUGCAUAGCAACCCCGCUCCCCCUUUCACGCCUUGUGGUACCCAUCCUGCUCGCAGUUGGCUGGAUAGUGGGCUGUGCACUGAUGGUUUAUAUCGUCUUCUCCUGACAGAAGACAGAAGAAUUUACAGUGAUGCUGAUUGGAACAACCUGAAAGUUAAAUUGGAAUGUCUAACAACUAAAAUAUGUUUAAUUAUUUUUAAUACCAACACUGUAGAUAUCAUAUACACUCUUUUUAUCUACAA